Messenger RNA from Triticum aestivum (bread wheat), 1079 nucleotides. RefSeq names its product probable LRR receptor-like serine/threonine-protein kinase At3g47570. Gene Ontology annotation, cellular component: membrane. The transcript has 3 exons. The record is from RefSeq and is a predicted model, not a curated record. Lineage: Eukaryota; Viridiplantae; Streptophyta; Magnoliopsida; Poales; Poaceae. Bases 206 to 946 code for a protein of 246 amino acids. Gene Ontology annotation, biological process: protein phosphorylation. Gene Ontology annotation, molecular function: protein kinase activity; ATP binding.
CCACAAUGACCACCGCCUUCUUUUCCAUCCUCCUAGUCCUAGUCCUAUCAGCCAUUUCUGUAGCUGCUUCCUCUCCCAACCGCAAUGGCAGUGACACAGACCUUGCCACUCUGCUGGCUUUCAAAGCCCAGCUCUCCGACCCUCUUGGUGUCCUUGCCGGCAACUGGACAACCAGCACAUCAUUCUGCCACUGGGUCGGCAUCAGAUGCAGCCGGCGGAGGCAGCGCGUCACCGCUCUGUCGCUGCCGGAUACACCUCUCUAUGGACCUAUCACACCUCACCUCGAGCAUUAAUGCUUCAGUACAUGCCCAAUGGCACUUUAGAUGCGCUCUUGCACUACUCUCAAAGCACAAGGCACUUGGGGUUAUUGGAUAGGAUAGGCAUAAUGCUUGACGUGGCUAUGGCAAUGGAGUAUCUGCACCAUGAGCACCACGAGGUGGUCUUGCACUGUGACUUGAAGCCAAGCAAUGUGUUGUUUGAUGAGGACAUGACCGCGCAUGUAGCAGACUUCGGCAUUGCAAGGUUGCUACUAGGUGAUGAAACCUCUGUGAUCUCUGCGACCAUGAAUGGGACAGUUGGGUACAUGGCACCAGAAUAUGGAUCGCUUGGAAAAGCAUCACGAAAGAGUGAUGUGUUCAGCUACGGCAUCAUACUCCUUGAAGUCUUCACUAGAAGGAGACCCACAGAUGCAAUUUUUGUUGGGAAUCUAACAUUGAGACAAUGGGUUUUUGAGACAUUCCCCGCUGACCUUGUUCAUGCUGUGGAUGGCGAUCUACUGCGAGGACCUUCUUCUAGCCGCCAUUUGGAAGUCUUUCUGGUGCCAAUAUUCGAGUUGGGUUUGCUCUGCUCCUGUGACUCUCCAGACCAAAGGAUAACGAUGACGGAUGUGGUCGUGAAGCUGAAGAAGAUCAAAGUGGAGUAUACCAAAUGGAGUGCAACCCAAUGAUUGAUCUUUUUCUUUUCUAUAUGUGGCUGUCUUUUUCUUCUUCAGUGCCGAGAACAACAUCAGCUGUUACACAGUACUUACCUAAUUAUGUUGUUAUAUGCCUCUUAUGAAAGACUUCUAUCCAUAAACCAAA